GGAGGGCUGGGGUAGAAUUAUCAUGGCGGGAUGCAUGAAAAUGGUAAACGGUUACAUCUCCACAAGUGCUAAAUUAAUGCUUUUAAUGGUGCUCCUAAUCUAUUUACCUCAAUUCUCACACCAGGAUACGGGUAGCAAACAUUCAGUUAUUGAUCUGCAGGAUGGAGAGGAGCUUCUCAUGUCAGGGUCCAACCGGUUCUGUUACAAAAACUCUAUUUUGCCAACAUGGAAACAAACAUGGACAAAAAUCCAGGUCAAAGUGUGGAGUUCAAAAGUGUUUAAGGUGGAAACUGUGGAAGGUGAAGAGGAGCUGCAGGAGCUGGAUCGCUUCAGUCUCUGGGCCUGGUUUCAGAGCUUGCUGCGCGAGAAGCACAAUGAAACUACUAUUAACAUCAGCUUGUUCAGCAAGAAGACGUGCUUCAAGGUUGAUCCUACUGAAAAAACUCAGUACACUGUCAAACCCCUUCACAAGUUUGACACCUAUCUGUUUUUGGUAUUCCUCGCUGGGACAUUGUUGUUUGUCUUUGCAGACUCUCUCAGCAGGAGUCAACUUUUCUUCUACUCUGCUGGCAUGAGCACAGGCAUGAUUGCCUCUCUAAUCAUCCUCUUUUUCAUUCUGGCACGCUUUUUGCCAAGGAAGAGCCCGUUUUAUGUGCUGAUAGUUGGUGGCUGGUCAUUCUCUGUGUACGCCAUCCAGCUUGUCUGCAGGAACCUCAGCAUUAUUCUGCGAGAGCACUGGCAUGCAGCAUUAGGUUACAUAGGGGUGGUGGGAUUCAUCAGUUUUGCUGUGUGUUACCGCUAUGGUCCUCUGGUGGAUGAGAAGAGCAUAAACAUCCUGUCGUGGACGCUGCAGCUGUUUGGUCUGCUCCUGAUUUAUUUAGGAAUUCAAAUUCAGCAACUUGCUUUCGCUAUCAUUGUGGCAGCUUUGAUCUCCAAACAUCUGGAAUACCCGAUCAUGCUGGCAGUUUCUGCAUGGAGGAGAAUCUGGAGGUUUGUGUACUGGAAGCCAGAGCCACGUCGCCUUUUGACUGAGGAAGAGUAUCAGAAGCAGGGGGAGGAAGAGACUCGCAGAGCUCUGGAGGAGCUGCGGAAACACUGCAACAGCCCAGAGUUCAGCCCAUGGAAGGCAGUGUCCAGGCUUCAGUCCCCAAAAAGGUUUGCUGAUUUUAUUGAAGGAUCGCCUCACCUGAUGCCAAACGAGGCGUCUGUCCACGCACAGGAAUACGGUUUUGGAGGGUCUUUCUUUGAGGAUGAAUUUUUUGACACGGAUGACGAGGAAGAAGAUUUCGUACCAAAGAUGCCGAAACCAGAGUGAGACCCCACAGUGUUGGAGACAAAAAAUGAUGGUUAAUGCCUUUCAGAAAGGUGGUGGGAAAAGAGCUCUCUGUGGCUGUCCACGCCGAAUGAUCACAGUCGGGGCUGGAUUGAGAAUCUCCAUGGACUGAAUUCCAGGGUCAUGAGAGCCAUUUUGCAUGUUUCCAAUGAAAAACAAACAAAAAACUGACAAUCACAGGCACAACAAUGAGGUCAGAUUUGUUUUUUAAAAAAAAAAAAAAAAAAAAAAAGAUAAAAGAAAAAGUGCCAUGAAACCAGAUCUCCUCUUUUUCUAAGGAAACAGAGGCUUCUUCUACAAAAGAAGUCACAAAUACUCUGAUCAAGACAAGUUGGUCACUUUGUGUUUUCGUUACUUGUAGCUUAGAAAAGGUUUGAGUUUUGUAAACAUGUUGUCUUGCUCACUGCAUAGAGAACGUCCAGAUUGUGUGUUUGUGUGUCACUGUGUUAUAUUCUCACCUGUGAACAGCAGCCUCACACAGUGGUAUUAUUCUAACUUUCUGUUUGGGGAGGAAAAAACAGUUGGGUCACAUUUCUUUUCCUCUUGUUAUAUCAAGUUUAGUAGACAUGUCACUGGAAGUGUCCUAAAAUAUUUUUGAAUAAAAAAAAAAUCUAUUUUUUAACUUUAA
Amphiprion ocellaris (clown anemonefish) is the source of this 1961-nucleotide messenger RNA. It is a transcript of the gene nemp1, whose product is annotated as nuclear envelope integral membrane protein 1. The transcript is spliced from 9 exons. Gene Ontology annotation, cellular component: nuclear envelope. NCBI's taxonomy places the organism in Eukaryota, Metazoa, Chordata, Actinopteri, Pomacentridae. The coding region runs from base 23 to 1315 and encodes 430 amino acids. The record is from RefSeq and is a predicted model, not a curated record.